Molecule: messenger RNA, 1884 nt
Organism: Paramacrobiotus metropolitanus
Lineage: Eukaryota; Metazoa; Tardigrada; Eutardigrada; Parachela; Macrobiotidae
Product: enoyl-CoA delta isomerase 2-like
Exons: 8
Coding region: 215-1393 (392 amino acids)
Molecular function (GO): fatty-acyl-CoA binding
Source: RefSeq, a predicted model, not a curated record
CAAGCCAGAUCUCAAUACUGGAGUAUUGAGAUCUGCCCUGGAAGUAUGAACUUAUGGAUUUGUCUAUUGGCAAUCCAACUCCAAAAAUUUAAAAUUGUCAAAUCCAUAUAAUUUGGACAUUAUUUGGUAUAUUAUUCCGUUUUCUUGACCUGUGAUUUGCAUUGUUCAGUGGACAACAUAACCGUCAGCGUGCUUGUAUCGGAUUAAUUCUAAAAUGUGGAUUCAGGGUUGUCGUGCGCUGGUUGCAUCCAGCAGGAUCACUUCUGCUUAUCGACUCGUUGGACCGACAACCACAACGCGUUUCCCCGUGCGAUGUUUUGCAAGUGCCAAGGAUUUUGAAAGUGCUAAGGAGCGUCUGAAUACACUCAAAGAAGAUCCUGGACCAGAUGUCAAACUCAAACUGUAUGGCUUGUUCAAACAGGCAACAGUUGGACAAUGCAAUGCUCCGAAACCUGGAAUGCUGGAUAUCGUGGGAAAGGCAAAAUGGUCUGCAUGGAAUUCUUUGGGCAGUAUGUCACAAGACGAUGCGAAGAAAGAGUAUGUUAAAGUUGUGGAGGAGCUCGUGAAAAGCAGUGGCGGAGAUAGUGAAGAAUCCGCCAAAUCGGAUUCGCAAUCGUCUUCCGGAGGAAAAUUCAAAGAGCUCAUUUAUGAAGAAAAAGAUAAAGUUACAUACAUCACCAUGAAUCGACCCAAUAAGAUGAACGCUAUCACCUCCAACAUGUAUUUCGAGUUUGUCGAUGCCCUUGAAAUGGCGGCCAACAAUAAGAAUUAUGCUACGGUUAUCACGGGUGCUGGGAAAUAUUUCUCCAGUGGCAAUGAUUUAUCCAAUUUAAUGAAAGUUGGUGGUGGCAGUAUGAAAGACAUGGCGGAAGCAGCGGCUGUCAUGCUAGAAAAAUUUGUCGAUGCCUUUAUUGACCAUCCCAAAUUACUGGUCGGCUUGAUUAAUGGUCCCUCAAUCGGUAUUGCCUGCACGACUCUUGGAUUAUAUGAUGUUAUUUACGCUACGGACACUGCAACUUUUCAUACUCCUUUUACCAAUUUGGGACUCACACCAGAAGGAUGUUCCAGUUACACUUUCCCCAAGCGAAUGGGCGCAAUGAGGGCGAAUGAAGUAUUACUCCUGGGAAAGAAGAUGUCGUCAGCCGAGGCCUUAGAGUGCGGUUUUAUUACGGAAGUAUUUCCGGCUGAUUCUUUCCAACAAGAAACGCAGCGGCGAUUGCAGAGCUUCGCUAAGCUGAUGCCUAUAUCUUUGAAGGAAUCGAAGACCUUCAUUCGCUCGGUGGAGAAAGAGAAGCUCCACCAAGUUAACCAUGAAGAGUGCACGAAAUUAAUUACUAUGUGGCAAGGCGAAGAAUGCAUUUCAGCUGCCACUAAAUUCCUGUCUCGUAAAUAAUGUACGCACAGAAAUGAAGUGCUCAAUUUGGAUGAGAGAAUUUGAAGUUCUAAACUUCUAAUUCGUUUAACGACUUAACGUUUUUGUUGUUUUAACUUAUGGUUUCAAAAUGCAGUAGUCGAAUAGUGUGACCAGCCACACAGCCCCAUGUGAGCUAUAUCAAGAUACAGCCUGGCGUAAACAAAAUCUUUAGCCACAAAGAGAACUGAGAGAAUAUCAAUUAGUUCUAUAUUUGGGCAAUUGGGCAUAAGUUGAUAAGACCAGAAUCGACAGAUUUCCAGUCUUCUCUGUAUCUCUUGUUAUGUCGUUUUAAUGUUCUUAAUUGAGUGAUCUAAUGCUUUGCAAGUUUCCAGAAGUUUCUUAAUGUGGAUGUUUACCCGAAUGUGGCUAUAUAAGCGCCAAGCUUGCAAGUGCUAGAUGGUCCACUCUGGUUUAGUCCACUGGAAGUCAUCUAGCAGUCACUGGAAUUGUGUUUCGUAAAUAAAGUCUCA